Messenger RNA from Zerene cesonia (dogface butterfly), 963 nucleotides. RefSeq lists its product as uncharacterized. The transcript has 2 exons. The record is from RefSeq and is a predicted model, not a curated record. Lineage: Eukaryota; Metazoa; Arthropoda; Insecta; Lepidoptera; Pieridae. The coding region runs from base 1 to 963 and encodes 320 amino acids.
AUGGAACAGAAUGAACCCCCUGCUCUGUCUGAAGAUCUCAACGUUGAAAACCUCAUUCAAGAAAUUGAACAUACGACAGCGUUAGCUGGGAAAUCACGACGCGAUGGAAAUCUCUCAAGCGAUCAUACAGAAAGACUCUACGACAAAAUAGCUGUAUCUUUCAAUGAUUUGACUGAACUUAUCGAUGUUAAAAACUAUACGAACGCAUUCUUCAGCCAACAAGGCAUAGAUAGAGUUGUCAUUCCCAACAUAAGAACGAAUUAUCCAUCAUUACGAUUACAACUGCUCUCUCUACUCAAAACCCUGUUUAAAAAAGCCCCUUCGACUGCCAACGCAUUCAUACCGACGAAUAUAAUAGAUAUGCUUUUAGAUGUAUUCGAAAAUGACGAUAAUCUGGCUUUUAAAGCUCAUGCAUUAGAUGUUAUGUACCAGUGGCUGCCUAAUAAUCCCAAACUACAAGCUAGGGUGAUGAAAUUAAAGGGACUGGAGCCGUUCUAUGAACAAAUAUCUAAAUUGGACUCGAACGUUGUUCGGAAGCUUCUAGAUCUGUUUAAUAUUAUAUUGGAAGAACAUUUGCAUGCCCGAAAUGGGAAGCAAAAGAGUAAACACGAUUAUGAGAUGUUUAAAUUCUAUCAAAUGAUAGGUUUAGUAGAAAGAAUGUCUACGCCCACAGUUUGUUAUGGCCUUCUGAAUAUAUUUAAGGACACAAUUGCUUUUAGUGGAAACAGCAGGGAGAUAUUUGGUCCAGUUGCAAAACUUUUGAUGAACAUUCAGCCGUUUUGCUUGAAUUUAUACAAGGGUAAGAAUACAGCAAUUGACAUAUUUAAAAAUCUGCACGACUUUUUCAAGGAAUCCGUCGAGAAGGAAUUGUUUAAAGAUACGCAAUUAAAUGUCACCGAUAUAGAUUUUAUUUUAACUGAAUAUAAAGAUAAAGUGAAGGAACAUUAUAAGGAUGAGUUUUAA